UACACAAAUUUACUAUAUAUUCAUCAUUGAAUAUGUACUUACUCAGGCUCAUUGUUAGACACAUAACAUAUUCAUUUGCGAGGCAUUUGAGCGAUUAUGAAUUGUCAUAAAGAUCAUCAGUUUUGGGUUGGAGAAUGCUUGUAGAGAGAAAUUUGACGCUUCUAUAACCAUGACAUCGAGCAAUAAGGAGCGAUAUCGACUCGAGCAGGAAGCGUUCGUCUCCAAUCAUGGGGGUACGACACCCCAAGAGGUAAUUUUCACCAUUUUACCGAACGUUUGCGGCGUCUUAUUGACAGCGACAACUCUGGGAGUUCUUAGGAGAUACACCUGCAACAGGAAUGUAAGAGUCGUCAUAGAGUUUGUACUAAUUGUUAUUCCGACUAUCCUGUGCUGCACUGUACUGUCGGAACACAUUGGUACCGUAUGCAUCGCAAUGAUAUCUAUCUCUGCGCUGAAUAUAAUGCUGUUAGGGCGUAAGGGCGCUCGUUUUUCUAACUUAGAUAUGCGGCCGGUCACCGGUAAGAGACCCUUCAUAACUAACUUUCGCGCGUUAACCAAUAUUAUAACUGCGAUUUGUAUAUUAGCCGUCGACUUUCGAAUCUUUCCGCGAAGGUUCGCCAAGACAGAGGUGUUUGGUUAUAGUUUAAUGGAUACGGGUGUCGGGCUGUUUGUAUUAGCCAAUGCCCUAGUUGCACCGGAAGCUCGAGAUUUUUCCGUUUAUCGUCAAGUGGGAUUUCAGGAGACCCUUAAAAAUAUAAGAAAUUGUUUCCGAAGCUGUCUACCUCUCUUAGCGUUGGGUCUUGGGCGUUUUGUAACAGUAGAGUACAUGGGGUACCAGAAGCAUGUCACUGAAUAUGGAAUUCAUUGGAAUUUUUUUAUAACUUUAGCUGUCGUUAAGUUAUUCACUAGUAUGAUCACCAGUACGAUUAGCUCGAAGUAUUCGUUAUUCUCAGGUGCUUGGAUAUUAGGCAUGCAUGAGUACAUCAUGAGCACAAAAGGUUUAAAGGCAUGGGUUUUAAGCGAUGAUUUAAGAAAUGACUUUUUCUCUGCCAAUCGAGAGGGCUUAGUUUCUGUACCUGGUUACGUAGGUCUGUAUUUCAUUGGUGUGGCUAUUGGAAGAUUAAUCCACUCGACAUAUCAAAAUUCACAUACAAAAGUGAACACGAACAUUUCUGUAAAACUAUACGAUUUUGAAUUUGAAGCAAGCUACAAUGAAUCCAUGUUAUUAUGUAUUAAGUUAUCUUUGAUAUCUGCGCAAGCUUGUAUUGCAACAUUAUUAUGUGAUUCAUACUCAAAGGUUUCAAGAAGAUUAGCUAACGCUGGGUAUUGUAUGUGGAUAUUGACUCUGACAACUACGCUGCUUACUCUCUUACUACUUGUAGAGGUUGUGCUAGAUAUAACUAAUUAUGCAGCAAGUGAGUCAUGCAAUGAAAACAAAACAAAGAAAUUAAGUAGAAAUUUACGAUUAAAUUUAAAGAAAAAUUUUGAGAAUAAUAGGAAGGAAAAUGAAGAAUGUAUAGUUAAGAGAUCUUUUGAAAUUUGUGAUGCUGUAAAUUACAAUGGCCUGUUUUUCUUCCUUCUUAGUAAUAUUAUGACUGGUCUUGUCAAUACGUUAAUAUAUACAUUAUAUGCAAAACAGUUGGUAGCUGUCUUAAUAUUAAUUAUAUAUAUGGCUAUAAGUAUAUUUUCUACAUUGAUACUUUAUAGAUUACAAAUACCAGUCAAAUUGUAAAAUGUACAAAUAUUAUAAUAAGCUUUUAAUAUUUAUAUAUAUAAAAUCGAAUUUUUGACAAUUACACUUUAUUCCUAUAUUACUGAAGAUAAUUAUAUUGCAUAAUUUAUAUCUAAACAUGUGCAGAGAACUAUUUUUUAUUAAUAGAUUACAUUAUUUCUUGUAUGGCCAAAAGGAUAUAUUAUAAUUAAAUAUUAUUUAUAGAUUUUGAAUAAACUUUAUAAUUAAAAAUUAGCAAGUAAGAGAAAACACUGCCAAAUGCAACUCAGACAUAUCGAAGAAUCGCGCAUUUAUUUAUUAAAAUAAGUAUGUACAUUAGUAUAAAAAAAUAAGUAAAAAAUUUGUUCAAUAACAAAUAGUUUACUGCAUUUUACACUGCAGAUUGCACCACUCUCAACGUGUUAUUAUAUAUUUAAUUUUUUUAAUUUAUCUAAAUUUUGUUCACAAUUCAUCUUUGGAUAAUAUAUUUGACUUUUGUUGCAAUUGAAUUGAUUCUUUUGCGUUGGAAGGCUGUACCGAUUCUAUAUUAUCCGUUGUUUUAGUGUCAUUUUGUAUUUCACUUAGUGUCAUUUUAUGAAAAUUAUUAUUUAUAAAUUUGUUAAACGCAUUAUGAUAUUUUACAUGAUUUCUUGCAAGGGCGACAAUUCUCAAGAAUUCUUUAACAUCGAAGCUAUAGUUUGUAAAUUUUGCAUGAGCUCCACCGUCAGGAUGCGUUCCCUGUAAAUUUUUAAAUAUUUUGAAAUUUUAUUAGAUAUGCUAUAUAUUUAAAUAUUAAAAUUCAAUGAAAAAAAAAACAUUGUCUAAACAUACUGAAUCUUGCUGCACUAAUUUUGAUGUAUCUUUCCAUGUAAAAUAGCCUACGCCUCUUAGCCGUGCAAGAUCUUUAUAGCAAUUUGGAUCUUCGCAAUUAUAUCUGAAAAUAAUUUAAAUAAUCGUUUACCAUAGUUUAUGCUUCACAAUAAUAUUUCUAGAAAUAUUAAAAACGGUCUUACAUUUCGAAUACCGCUGCCCAAUCUGGUAGAAACAUUAAAUGCGUUAAUCCGGCGCCGUGAAUACCGAUAAAUAUAUCUGUGUUUCUAGUAAUUUCCAACUGUUUUUUGAAUGGCACAUUUUUAUUGUAUACCACCUGCAAGAACGAGUCAAUUAUAUAUGUGUCAUCAGUAAAUAGAACACUGAAGAUAAUUAAAUAAAUUAAAGUUUCACCUUUCUGACUUUAUACUCUGAAUUCUCCUUCAAAGCUUUCAACAAUUCGUCUUCAUUUAAAAUUGUCCUAUACUUAGUCUCUCUACUCAGCAAUGUAACGCGGAUCCUCCGAUCUUUCCUUUGAUGCAGAGGUAUUUGAAGUCGAUGUAGGACAUGAUCACCGAAAGCUUUGAACAAUCCGGAUUUUUCACAGCCAUAAAUCUAAAAAAUAUUUUCUUAUAAUUUAUAGUCUUUCUUAGAAUGUGGGGUUGUCAUAAUAAAAUGAUAUAUGAUUUUACUAAUGGUGUAUUGUAGAACAGUCCAAAAAUCAUUCGGGGCAACAAGGGAAACACCAGGUUCUUGAAACAUACUGUCUUGCCUCUGAAUGUUUUUAGAUCCCAUAAUGGAUUUUUGUAAAUGCUUGGAAAGUAUCUUGAAACGCCGAACGGUAACUGAAAGCAAAAUAUAUUCAGUGUAAAUGGUUCGAGAUA
Molecule: messenger RNA, 3405 nt
Organism: Nylanderia fulva
Lineage: Eukaryota; Metazoa; Arthropoda; Insecta; Hymenoptera; Formicidae
Biological process (GO): protein localization to plasma membrane; GPI anchor biosynthetic process
Cellular component (GO): endoplasmic reticulum; membrane
Molecular function (GO): glucosaminyl-phosphatidylinositol O-acyltransferase activity
Source: RefSeq, a predicted model, not a curated record